AUGGGUAAGGAGAGCGGGCCAAGAGGGAAUGCUAGGUCCUUGACCCCGGGCUAAGUGCCGCGGUCGGACGGGGUGGACUGGGAGCUGUGGAGGACGCUGAGUUCGCCAGUCGGAACAGGGGCCCCAGCCCGGCAUGGGCGGGGACUGCCUGGGACUCGGGGGCUCCCGGGGUCGUCAUGGCAACGCGCCCCCUCCCUCGUUCCGGCCUCUUCCCGUCCAGGUUCUGGGGCUUAGUGGCCAAGGGCUGGAAGUCCUACGGCGUCCAGGAGCGAAGACAGGGCCGGGCGGGGUGUCAUUCCGGUGUCGGGGAGCAGUCGGGGAGGGGCAAUGACUUUUCAAGUUUGGGGGUGGCGGAGGGAAGACGCACCUCAGGUUUUGGCCUGGGUGCCUGGCGCCGAGGGCGGGAGAGCUGGAGUGCCGAUGCGUAGGAGCCUGGCUACAAAAGACCCCACAGCUGUAGAGAGAGCAAACUUGUUAAACAUGGCUAAACUGAGUAUCAAAGGACUCAUUGAAUCUGCUCUGAGCUUUGGCCGCACUUUGGAUUCUGACUAUCCCCCCUUGCAGCAAUUCUUUGUUGUUAUGGAACAUUGUCUGAAGCAUGGUCUUAAAGGUAUCUCUGUUAUCUUUGGGCUGGAGCUGUUUUCUGACCAAUUGGUUGUUCUCUUUAGGACCCCUCUGGGUCGAGCAAGAGCGUGGCUUCGGUUAGCCCUCAUGCAAAAAAAAAUGGCUGAUUAUCUGCGUUGCUUAAUUAUUCAGAGGGAUCUUUUGAGUGAGUUUUAUGAGUAUCAUGCACUAAUGAUGGAAGAAGAAGGAGCAGUAAUUGUUGGGCUGCUGGUUGGCCUGAAUGUGAUCGAUGCUAAUCUUUGUGUGAAGGGAGAGGAUUUAGACUCACAAGUUGGAGUGAUUGAUUUUUCUAUGUAUUUAAAGAAUGAAGAAGAUAUUGGAAAUAAAGAAAGGAAUGUUCAAAUUGCUGCAAUAUUAGACCAAAAGAAUUAUGUUGAAGAAUUAAAUAGACAACUGAACAGCACAGUCAGCAGCCUCCAUUCACGAGUUGAUUCAUUAGAAAAGUCAAAUACUAAGCUGAUUGAAGAGUUAGCAAUAGCAAAGAAUAAUAUCAUUAAACUCCAAGAAGAAAAUCAUCAAUUACGAAGUGAAAAUAAAUUGAUUUUAAUGAAAGCACAGCAGCACCUAGAGGUUACCAAAGUAGAUGUGGAAACUGAGCUUCAAACAUAUAAGCAUUCUCGUCAGGGGCUAGAUGAAAUGUAUAAUGAAGCCAGAAGGCAGCUUCGAGAUGAAUCUCAGUUACGACAGGAUGUGGAGAAUGAGCUCGCAGUACAAGUUAGUAUGAAGCAUGAGAUUGAACUUGCCAUGAAGUUGCUGGAGAAAGAUAUCCAUGAGAAACAAGAUACUCUGAUAGGUCUUCGACAACAACUAGAGGAAGUUAAAGCAAUUAACAUAGAGAUGUAUCAAAAGUUGCAGGGUUCUGAAGAUGGCUUGAAAGAAAAAAAUGAAAUAAUUGCCCGACUAGAAGAAAAAACCAAUAAAAUUACUGCAGCCAUGAGGCAGCUGGAACAAAGAUUGCAGCAAGCAGAGAAGGCGCAAAUGGAAGCUGAAGAUGAGGACGAAAAAUAUCUACAAGAAUGUCUCAGUAAAUCUGACAGUCUGCAGAAACAAAUCUCCCAAAAGGAGAAACAGCUGGUGCAACUGGAAACUGACUUGAAGAUUGAGAAGGAAUGGAGGCAGACUUUGCAGGAAGAUCUUCAAAAGGAGAAAGAUGCCUUAUCUCAUCUUAGAAAUGAGACUCAACAAAUUAUUAGUCUUAAAAAAGAGUUCCUUAAUCUCCAGGAUGAAAAUCAGCAGUUGAAAAAAAUAUAUCACGAACAAGAGCAAGCUCUUCAAGAACUCGGCAACAAACUUAGCGAAUCAAAACUUAAAAUUGAAGACAUAAAAGAAGCCAACAAAGCAUUGCAGGGGCUGGUUUGGCUGAAAGACAAAGAAGCAACACAUUGUAAACUUUGUGAAAAGGAAUUCUCACUCUCUAAGAGAAAGCACCACUGUAGAAACUGUGGGGAAAUUUUCUGUAAUGCCUGCUCUGACAACGAACUACCUUUGCCUUCUUCACCAAAACCAGUACGGGUUUGUGAUUCCUGUCAUGCAUUGCUCAUUCAGAGAUGCUCAUCUAACUUGCCCUGAGACUCCUGAACUAAAUCCUUAUGUAUGAAAGUACCUACAAUGAAUGUUACGACGUAUACAAGGUAACCAGACAGCUCUUCUUAAGCGGCUUUCAGUCAGUAUUUGUACCAGUUUUAUCUUCUACAUAUUCAACUCAUAGAAAUUGCAAGUUAUGUAUUUAUUUCUCUAUUGUUAUUCAAAAGGAAUUUUCAACAGAGCAUGCUUAAAAAUCAUGUAACUUCAUUAAAAGGCCAGAUAGCAGAGCUAACACACAUUUGCCUUAUCUUUUAAAGGCCUUCUUAAAAAUAAGGCUUCAGAUUGUUGUUCUUCUGAAUUCCGUCAAUUUGGUAUUUGAUGGUGCCUGCAAUUCUCUUAAUGCACUUUAAAGCUUCACAGUUCUGAGACUGGAAAUGCGUAAAACUUUAUUAAUAUUCAACAGAUUUUAAUUAUCUUUUUAAGAUUUCACCUAUAUUUAUUUGUCCCUCUUCCCCCGCACCCCCUUACCUUUGCCUCUUUUGCAUUAGACAGGGCCAAUAUUUUGUCCUACAAAAUUUCUUCUUGGUCUAAAAUCAGUUAUUGUGCUUGAUGAUUUUCAACUACAGUGGAUUAAAUUAAAAGGGGCAUUAUUUGAUCUCAGCCUCAACUUUUUUCUUUCUCAUCUUGAAAGGGUGUUACAUAUAACCAUUUCUUUUACCCGAGUUAUAGAUCUUCCCAUAUGUUGUUUCACUAAAUUGCUAUUUUUUAAAGGGGUGAUUCAGACCCUAAUUCAAAGAUGAAAACUCAAAUCCCUCCCCAGAAAAAAAUGUACAUAAUACUAGGGGAUAUUACAGGCUCCUUAUAGAGAUCCUCUCUAACCAUUAAAAGUGAGAAAAAAAACCAGAACUUUGCUUUAGUAAUGUAUUAAGAGUUCAGUUCAAAAAAUUUUGUGUGAACAUUUUCAUUGGAGUAAAUUCUAGGAAGCAUCAGACUGUAGUGGCCUACCAGUAUACAUCCACAGUAAAAUUUCACCGUCUAUUGAGCACCUCUAUGCCAGGGUGUUGAGAUGAUGAAACAUACACUUGAACUAUUUCAAGCUGACUCAAUGAACACUAAUCCAAGUUAUAUUGCUUAUGGCAUACCAACAAUUUAACUUGUAUAAAAUGACCUCUGAAUAGUCACAUACACACUAUCACCAUUCAGCAUCCUAUUUUUUACAUUAAUUUUCAACCAUGCACUUUUAAGUUUGUGAGCCUAUAAAAUAUACAUAGAAAUUUUAUGCAUUAAGAGCAUUAUAUUUAGUGAUUAAUCCUAGGUACCUCCCUGCCCAUAAGGAGUUGCUUAAUACUGCAGAUCUUUUCCUCAUGAAUAUAUAGUUCCAUGAAAAAAAUUUAAAAUUUUUCUAAACAGCCUAAGUAUGAAACCAGUACUUCACUUGAAGAUGUUUUCUUCAAAACCCAUAAAUUUCAUCAGCUGAAGUGUCAGAUCUGACUCAGAUUUUUAAGAUGGUCUUUCUUGAAUACUGAUAGAAAUGUCCUCAAGACAGGAAUUAUAUUCUUGAACCAUUUUGUAUUGAUAGGUGGGAUGGGCUAACAUUUUUAUGAUUACUGAAUAAGCAGCAAAAAUGAAAAUUUUCAAAUAGGUUUUUCUAUUACUGUGCUUAGAACAAAUUUAAAAAUGACUUAAGUUGCUUACCUUCCAAGGCUGAUGUCAUUCAACACCGAUUUUUUAGUCACCUUUUAAGUCUCUUCACUUUUCAACUCAAAUCACCACUGACUUGGGCUUUUCUUUUUUUAAGGCAGCUUUUAUGACAGCAACUUGCUACCACUGUAGUUUUAGCUUAUUUAAAAACUACACUAAUUUUGGAUUUUUGUUACAAAACUUUUAACAAUUUGUAUUUUGUGAUUGUGAACUCAUAUUCGUUUUACUUUUCAAAACAGAUUUAACAUACCAUUCCCUCACCUACUAGUACUACCACAAUAAUGCUAUCAUGGUGCCAAGGAAUUAUGAUUGUAAUUCUUCUAACCUAUAAUGUUUAAAAAAUAAAAUGUGUAUUUUAUGAACUAAAUAAAGAUUUGGAAAAUACUGUAUACUUUUAUUGCUUAAAGAUGUUAAAAGGGUAUCCUCGGAAAAUAAAACAUGCAACUUUCAAAAAAGACAGGUGGUAUACGCCCUAAUAUUUAACUUGCUAAUUAAAGGAAGUGGAUACAGCAUUAAGAUGAAUUGUUGCUUGAGUCAAGAAGCUCCAUAUAUAUAGACUAUCCUGGAUCCCUCUCCUAAAUCUUGUUAGACAUCGUAUGUACUACCUUCUACCAAUUCGAUUUAGAAUUAGUAAUUGACACGAAGCAUUCUAGGACACACGCCAUACUAUUAUCUCCCACAUUGACAUUUAUUACAUUAAUAUGAUUUCUGGCAAAAACAAGUAACAAGUUCAAUAACUAACUGAAUUUACAUAGACAGGUUUCAUUUUGAUUCAUUAGCCAAUUUGGAAAAAAGCCAUUAUUGAUCAAAGGGAUUAAAAUUAAAAAGCACCUUUUCCUUGCUACAUAUAGAUUCUUUAAAACUCCAGAUAUCAGAUACAAAACCCAACUGCAGGAUUGUUUUGACUAUGACAUGGACUUGAUGCUUACAUUUUUAAAAAAGUCAUCAUUUAUUUAUACAGUUAUUUAAAGACCAUAUGUUCUAUUGGGGAGAAAACUGCAAAUACAUUUGUGAGAAUUGUACUCCAUAGUAAAUACCCAAGUACUUACACUGAAUUCUUGUGUCACUGAGAACCUUAACCCUACUCUAAGACAUCUUGAGAUAACUUGCAAUUAUCACUUAUUUGGUGAUAUUUUUGGUAUUCUGGUCAAGUGCUGAUGGGAUUUUACUUCAAAAUCUAGGGCUAGAAUUCAAGCUUCCAACACUCCCAUACCCAGGUAACACAAUCAUGAAUAUUCAGAAAUCAAUACCUCUUAGAUCAUCAACAUUUCAGAGCUAUGCCUGAUAAACGACAGUUGAAAAAUAAUAAUAUAGAAAUAAUUAGCUGAAUUUAUACUCCUGAAGCCUCUUCAUCUUUAGGCUUUGUAUUUACAGUGUUGUCCAGAAGGAAUUAAAAAGUUACACUAAUUAUUUGUCAAGCUCUAUUCCAGACGUCUGCUUAAGCCUUGCAGUUUAGGCAGAGGUGAACCAUUAUCCUCUAAAAUUACACCACACUACUUCUUGUAGAACUAAUAGUAAAAUACAUCAACCCAAAUCUUAUGAAGGCAGCACAUCUUUAGGAGUAACUAGUAUAUAAAAAGUAUCAACAUCAGUGGUUUGAAUAUAAAAAUUUAUUUUUAAGUCAAAGUAUGCAACAAAUAAACCUACAGAAAACAGAUUUUCCCAUCACAAUCUGUUGCUUUACCAAAUAAUAUUUUGAAAACACAUUCCUUCAGUCAUUAUAAAGUUCUU
Molecule: messenger RNA, 5580 nt
Organism: Sapajus apella (tufted capuchin)
Lineage: Eukaryota; Metazoa; Chordata; Mammalia; Primates; Cebidae
Gene: RUFY2
Product: RUN and FYVE domain containing 2
Exons: 17
Coding region: 328-2193 (621 amino acids)
Cellular component (GO): cytoplasm
Molecular function (GO): metal ion binding
Source: RefSeq, a predicted model, not a curated record